This is a messenger RNA of Aspergillus clavatus NRRL 1, 1638 nucleotides long. RefSeq names its product flavin-containing monooxygenase. The coding region runs from base 1 to 1638 and encodes 545 amino acids. Gene Ontology annotation, molecular function: NADP binding; flavin adenine dinucleotide binding; N,N-dimethylaniline monooxygenase activity. The transcript has 8 exons. The record is from RefSeq and is a predicted model, not a curated record. NCBI's taxonomy places the organism in Eukaryota, Fungi, Ascomycota, Eurotiomycetes, Eurotiales, Aspergillaceae.
AUGCCUUCCAACGAGUCAUUCUCAGUUCCCAACGGUGACGCUCAUGUUCAUAAUGACUGGGCCAUCCACCCGUCUCGAUUUGCCUUUACUCCCCAAAGGAUGAGGGUUGUCUGCAUCGGCGCGGGCUUUUCAGGGCUGAUCCUAGCACAUAAGCUUAAACAUGAGAGACCUAUGGAGUUUGUAGAUCUGACAAUCUAUGAGAAGAACACGGACGUUGGAGGUACCUGGUUUGAGAACGUCUAUCAGGGGGUUGGGUGUGACAUUCCAUCCCAUAGCUACAUCUUCCCCUUUGAGCCGAAUCCCUCCUGGUCCAAAUUCUAUGUCAAUGGACCGGAGAUUCAGCAGUACAUCUUAAACACAACGAAGAAGUAUGGGUUAAGGGAGAUGAUCAUUUUCAAUACCAAGCUUGUCCACGCCAGUUGGAGUGAGAAAGACGGGAAGUGGAAACUCAGGCUGGAGCAGAAUGGUUCCAUUAUCAACGAUGAAGCUGAUGUUGUGCUGGAUGCCAGCGGUAUCCUAAAUCAAUGGAAAUGGCCCGAUAUUGAAGGUCUACACUCCUUUGGAGGCAAGCUUGUGCAUACUGCUCGAUGGGACCCGGACUACGACUGGACGGAUAAGAAAAUCGCUGUCAUCGGAAACGGCUCUUCUGCCCUCCAGGUUGUUCCAGCUUUGCAACCCAAGGCUGCGAGAAUAGUCAACUACAUCCGUCACGCGACUUGGGUGUCCACGAAUCUUUGCGGCAAUCUUACCAAAGAUGGCAUGGGAACUAACUUUGAAUUCACAGAGGAGGAAAAGCAGCGAGUCAACACUGUAUUCCGACUGAUGCUCUCCGACUCUGAGGACAACAAAUUCCUCCUCAAUCUGGUGGAUGGCGCCAUGCGGGCCCGACUGUCAAAAAGCUCAGAACUUGCUGAAAAGCUCAUCCCAAAAUACGAGAUUGGUUGCCGCCGUCUAAGUCCGGGCGACGGCUACCUUGAAGCCUUACAAGCCGACAAUGCCGAUAUAUGCUUCAGCGGUAUCCAACGCAUCACUGGGACCGGGAUAGAGACGGAGGCUGGCGUCGAAGAAUUCGACCUCAUCGUCUGCGCUACAGGCUUCAACACCACCUUCAUUCCCGCCUGGGAGCUCGUAGGCCGCGAGGGCCGGCGGUUGAGCGAAGAAUGGAAAGAGAAGCCGGAAGCAUACUUUUCCGUCUGCGCGGCUGGAUACCCCAAUUACUUUAUGUUUGCGGGACCGAACUGCCCUAUCGGGCACGGUUCAGUGCCGCAGAUGCUGUCUUGGACAGCAGAUUAUAUGCUGGACUGGGUUGCGAAGAUGGCCACGGAGGACAUCAAAUCGGUUGCAGUGAGGGACUCAGUAGUCCGCGACUAUAAUACCUUUGCCCAGGAGAACCUUAAGCGUGCGGUCUGGUCGAAGGGCUGCCAUGCCUGGUACAGCAAGAAGAACAAGGGAGAUAGCAACACUGUCACAGCGAUGUACCCAGGGAGUGUCUUGCAUUUUAAGGCUUUCAUGCGCAAUAUCCGCGGCGAACACUUUGAUAUUAGAUAUAACACGACUAACCCGUUCCGCUACCUGGGCAAUGGAGAGCUGGCUUUCGAACGGGCCGAGGGUGCGGAUCUCGCGUUUUAUCUCAAGUAG